Neoarthrinium moseri is the source of this 2115-nucleotide messenger RNA. RefSeq lists its product as uncharacterized. The transcript has 5 exons. The record is from RefSeq and is a predicted model, not a curated record. Lineage: Eukaryota; Fungi; Ascomycota; Sordariomycetes; Amphisphaeriales; Apiosporaceae. Gene Ontology annotation, molecular function: oxidoreductase activity; copper ion binding. Bases 1 to 2115 code for a protein of 704 amino acids.
AUGAGAGGCCACCGUUCGUCCGGCAGCACAUCACGUUUGAUCGCCGGUGAUGUAUCGCCCGUCCUUGCCAGCCCUCCCACAACUCACACCGAGGCUAGGUGGAUUUACAAAUCGACCGCCCUAUCAGAUUUCUCAUCGAGCCCCCAAGACGGUCCUGUUCGGCGAUCUGUGCCAUUAUGGCUCUUCUUGACCAUUGCCAUGUUUUCCUUCGUCGUGUCGUUGGCACUGGGCCUCGUCGUCGGUCUGGCAUGGCCACCGCGGUUGCCGACUGUCUUUGCCGCUACACCCUUCAACUAUAGUCACUUCUACGGGAUUCCGGAGCGCCUCGACAUUGUCCCGAUAGAACGCCUGAUCAAUAGCACGGAACUAGAUCUGCGUACUGAUUUCCAAACUUCCAAAGAGCCCGCCGUCCGCGAGUACGUCUUCAAUAUCUCUCACGCUGUCGCUGCGCCGGAUGGCUUUCAGAAGCCGAUGAUCUUGGUGAACGGUCAGUCGCCUGGCCCUCUCAUCGAGGCCAAUGUAGGUGAUACAAUUCGUGUUCAUGUUAACAACAUGAUGGCUGCACGAGACACCGCUGUUCACUGGCAUGGCAUCAACCAACACGGCUCCACGUGGAUGGAUGGUGUGGCCGGAGUAUCGCAGUGCGGCAUCCCGCCAGGCCAGAACUUCACAUAUGAGUUCGUCGUUGACAACCAGCGCGGCACUUAUUGGUGGCAUUCGCACCUUGGAGUUCAAUAUACCGACGGUGCAUACGGCCCGAUUAUAAUACAUGAUCCAGAGGAGAUGGUGCCCGAGACCGAUGAGGAGAGAAUCAUGUUUGUGGGAGAUUUGUACCACACCUACGGCUCUGUGCUCUUGGCGAGUUACCUCAACUCUUCCUCGAGGUGGGUUCCGUUCGAACCAGGCGUCGAGCCCCUGGCCGAUAACAUUGUGCUCAACGGCCAACACACGACCGAUUGCUCCGUAGCCUCUUCAACCUACCCACCGGAUACUGCUUCACCCUUUGCCUCACUCAACUGCGAGGGCGGCCAGCUGUACCAUACGACGAUUCGCCACAGCCAGAGGAUCCGACUGCGUCUGAUCAACUCAUCGUCGUUCCUAAGCUACUGGUUCAGCGUCGACAACCACACGCUCAGCAUCAUCGAGCUCGACGGCGUAGAGAUCGAGCCCAUCAGCACCCGGGGUGUGUAUCUGAACAUCGGCCAGCGCGUUUCCGUCGUCCUAGUCGCGAACCAGACCGUGGGGAACUACUACAUGCGUGCGACGCUGCCGCAGACGUGCUUCCUGCCAUAUGCGCCGUACACAAGCACGACGCUCGAGAGCGUGCAAUACGCCGCCCGCGGCAUCCUGUCGUACGAGGGGGCCGCUCCGGAUGCGGAGCCCGUCGGCGUCAGGGGCAACGUGUCAAAUCCGUACGGAGUUGAGAACAACGGGGUCAGGGGCGAUGUGUGGGAAGGCUGCGACGACAUGCCGUUCAAUAUCCCCAAGCCCAGGAGGAAACUGGCUGCCGUGGAUGUGGCGGACGGUAAUGACCAGUACAUCGAGUACAUGUUCCGGCAAGCACAGGAUGUCAAUCGGAUUUUCAUCAACAAAACCGCCUACUCCCCCCUCGAGCACAACGCUACGCUCUGGAAGGUCCCGGGCCAGGAGUUCGACCCUAGCAAGGCCAACUCGUACGGCAGCUGGGACUUUGGCUUGAACCAACAGGUCCUACUGAUCCCGCAUGCGGGCAAAGGGGCCCAGAUCGUCAUCAACUCGCGCGACGCCAUGGAACACCCGUGGCACAUGCACGGCCACACGUUUCAGAUCGUGGGCUGGGGCCCGGGUCUGUUCGGCAGCGCCGCCGCCAACAGCACGACGACGACGACAUGGAGCCUCGAGAACCCGAUGCGGCGCGACACGGUGACGGUCCCGGCGCAGAGCCACGUGGUGCUGCGGUUCGCGGCCGACAACCCGGGCCUGUGGGCGCUGCACUGCCACGUUGCCUGGCACAUGGAGGGCGGCAUGUUUGUGUCUUUGCUUGAGCGGCCGGGUGAUCUUGUCAAGAUGAUGGACGACAUGGACCCGGAGACACGGGCGCGGAGCCAAGGGUUCUGUGGCAUGGGCAAUGGUUAG